UCUGGUAUUUCCCCACGGCAAGUCAGGUCAGUCAGGUCUCGGGAAGAAGUGUUUCCCUUCUUCAUGCUCGCAGAGUAACAAGCAGCACACGUGUUGGAUCACUUGUCCGCGUGGGCAUUAAGUCAGUAGCAUGUUGACGGAGGUGCUGGUUGCUCUGCUGGUUGGAGGGCUGCUCUACUUCCUGGUCCAGAGGAGCAGGACCCAGGUCCUGAGGACAGAGGACGGCUGGUGGGGGGCCGGAGCCCCCCCUGAUGGAGGGGAGGACAUCACCAUUCGUCCCUUUACAGUCAGCACCAGUGCUGAGGAGCUGGAGGACCUGUACAGGAGGAUAGACCAGACUCGGCCUGUCCCCUCUCUGGAGGACAGCCACUUCACCUACGGCUUCAACUCCCAGUGCCUGCACACGGUGCUGUCUUACUGGAGAAAUGGCUUUGACUGGAGGAGACAGGUGGACAGACUCAACCAGUACCCCCACUUCAAAACCAACAUCGAAGGCAUUGAUAUCCACUACCUGCAUGUGAAGCCCAAGGCGGUGCCAGAGGGAUCCACUGCUCUUCCUCUGAUCAUGGUGCACGGCUGGCCGGGCUCCUUCUAUGAGUUCUAUGGGUUGAUCCCUCUGCUAACAGAACCAUCAGACCCCAGCCACCUUGUGUUUGAGGUGGUGUGUCCCUCCAUACCAGGCUACGGUUUUUCAGAAGCACCACAUAAGAAAGGCUUUGAUUCCGUGUGUGCCGCACACAUCUUCCACAAGCUGAUGAAACGUCUGGGCUUCCAGCAGUUCUACGCUCAUGGAGGAGACUGGGGCUGGCUGGUCACUACCAACAUGGCUCAGCUGGAGCCCAGGAGCGUCAGAGGCUUGCAUGUGAACUUUGCCCCACCCAAUCCGGGGCUGCCCAUGACCCUGUCCAUCAUGCUGGGCCGUCAUUUCCCUAAGCUGUUUGGCUUCACCGACUUAGACAUUGAGCGUCUCUUCCCCUGCAUGGAGAAACUGGUGGUGGAGUCCAUCAAAGAGUCUGGCUACAUGCACAUCCAGGCCACCAAGCCUGACACCGUGGGUCGAGGACUAAAUGACUCCCCAGUGGGUCUGGCUGCCUACAUCUUGGAGAAGUUCUCCACGUGGACGAGCCGCGACUUCAGGGACCUGGAGGACGGAGGACUCACCAGGAAGUUCUCCCUGGAUGACCUGCUGACUAACGUGAUGAUCUACUGGACGUCUGGCUGCAUCGUCUCCUCCAUGAGGUUCUACAAGGAGAACUUUGGCAAAGGCCUGAACGUGCCUCACUCUAAGAUCCCUGUGGACGUCCCCACUGGCUUCGCCUGCUUCCCCAACGAGCUGAUGCACACUCCCAAACUGUGGCUCAAACAGAAAUACCGCAACUUAGUGACCUUCACGCCUAUGGCCCGCGGCGGCCAUUUUGCCGCCAUGGAGGAGCCCCAGCUGAUGGCCGAGGACAUCCAGAACUUCACCAAGACAGUGGAGAAGCGCCGGGCUGUGUAGUGAUCCAAUAACAUGACAGCUAAGAUUAGAAACCUGUGCUCACUGACCAAUGACACACCUGCCAUGCUGUCUUAAUACCCAUAAGGCAGUAGGUGAGUCAAGGCUUCAAAACAAGAGCACUUAUUGAAAUAAAAAUAAAAUCUAUUUCUCUAAUCUAUGGCAUGACCCAAAAGUAUAUGGGCUAAAUUAUUCAAUCUGAAGGACACGCUUAAUGAAUGAAGGUGCUGAUGAUAUUGUUAUGCUGCGUUAAUAUGAGACAAUGUGUGAAACUUUAACAGUGAAAGAAGCUAAACGGACAGAGCAAAAGGUGAAUUGAUUGGAUUGUCACAAUGGGCUUUUUAUUAUUAGUUCAGUGCUAUUCAAGUUAUGCAGAAAAGCACUAUAGCAGGUGUUGUAAAGACACUUAACCCCUAGUUGCUCCAGAGGCGUGCGACCUCUGACAUAUAUAGCAUUGUAAGUCGCCUUGGAUAAAAGCGUCAGCUAAAUGACAUGUAAUGUAAUGUAAUGGACGGUGUUGCUGUGGUCUGGAGGAGGAGCUGUGCUGGGGGUCCCUAACACUUCCACAGCUACACGAGACCAGCACUGAAGCCUCCCUCAGAACUCCCCUUUACAACUCCCUCAGCUUUGUAGUAUUAGCAUUACACAGUUUACUCAGCAGCUGCAGAUGGGAGGUCAGGGGCCACCUGGUGGUAUUGUGUUGACAGCCUGAACAAGGUGCCAGACAUUCCUCUCACUGAUAACACUGAGCCUCAGACCUCUGAGUUAGGCUGGAUUUCUUACAACUCAUUCCAUGUCUUUAAUGUAAAACACAGCUGUUUUUGAUUUUGCAUUCACUUUACAUCCUGUCUCUUUGAUCGACUUUGAUUUGCUUAAAAUACUACAAUUCACACUGCUUUCUUUAUUGAUGUACCAACUGUGAAAAUAAAGAAUAAAUCACCA
Molecule: messenger RNA, 2437 nt
Organism: Perca flavescens (yellow perch)
Lineage: Eukaryota; Metazoa; Chordata; Actinopteri; Perciformes; Percidae
Gene: ephx1
Product: epoxide hydrolase 1, microsomal (xenobiotic)
Exons: 9
Coding region: 131-1498 (455 amino acids)
Biological process (GO): epoxide metabolic process
Molecular function (GO): epoxide hydrolase activity
Source: RefSeq, a predicted model, not a curated record